Molecule: messenger RNA, 5086 nt
Organism: Oryzias melastigma (Indian medaka)
Lineage: Eukaryota; Metazoa; Chordata; Actinopteri; Beloniformes; Adrianichthyidae
Gene: skida1
Product: SKI/DACH domain containing 1
Exons: 1
Coding region: 645-2969 (774 amino acids)
Source: RefSeq, a predicted model, not a curated record
CCUUUUUACUCCAAAUUGUAAAGUACUGUAAUGGUGGGGUGUGAGGGGGUGGGAUGGAUUAUCCAUUUUUAUUGCAUCACCUGUCAGCGGCGUCCAAUGGGCGUCGACUCCGCCAGCAUUAAUUGAUGAAGGUGUCUCCUCACUGGCCCACCUCCCCUCCCUGGUCAUUUCAUUUGCAGCUCCGCCAGCAGCCAGGAAAGAAAGCAGCUGCAUUUUAGCUUUCAUUCUGCCUCUGAUUCUGUAUCUCUCCCAGUCUUUCUCCCUCCUCCUCCCCACCCUCUCCCUCCCUCUCUCCCUCCCUCUUCUUUGCUAUUUUACCCCUUUGGCUGAAGCAGUGGUGUACACUUACCCCCUCGUCCUGCUGCCGAACAGAGAGAGGGGAGUGGAGCCGGUGGAGGCAGGUAUAACGGCAGUCCCGUCGCAUUCCUCCACCAUGCAGGAUCGGGGUGAGAGGCGAGGAGAGGAUGCUGCCGGCUCAUUAUCAGACGGCUCCGUUUAGAUUUGCAUGCCAAAGUUUUUCAUGACGCAGCAGCAGAGGGGUGGAUGGAUUAAAGGUAUGAGCAGGAUGCCUUGAGCUCAAGAGCCCCUGCCAUUCACCGUUGCAUCCUGAUCUGAGAGGACAUGGCUUCAUAGAUGCAUACAACAUGGGAGACUUGGAGUGUGGCUUUGAGGAAAUGCAGGGAGUGAGAUUGGGAUACCUGCUCAUCCAAGGGAAACAGAUGUUUGCUUUGUCUCAGGUCUUCACCGACCUCCUGAAGAACAUCCCUCGGACCACGGUGCACAAGCGCAUGGACCACCUGAAGGUGAAAAAGCACCACUGCGACCUGGAGGAGCUGCGGAAGCUCAAAGCAAUAAACUCCAUUGCCUUCCAUGCUGCCAAAUGCACCCUCAUAUCGCGGGAGGAUGUGGAGGCUCUGUAUUUCUCCUGCAAGACGGAGCGGGUUCUGAAGUCUACCAAAAGAAAAGCUGCAUGCCCCCCCGGGACCGAGGAUGCGUCCACGGGGCUCAUCCGUGCGGAUACCGAACUGUGGAAGGAAAAAGUUUGGUUCAGUUUGCACGGAGUCCCGGAGACGAUCACGCGUCACGGCAAACCCGGCCAGAGGAGAGAGCUGACUCCUUGCCUUAGCGACUCCAAACUACCUCAAUUUUACCACAAAGCCCACGAGAAGGAUUACCGUUCUGGACUGAAGUCAAAUCACAAACACUUUAAAAACUACGAAACUGAGAAAUUGACUGGAAGCCGCGUAAAUCUGAGCCAAAAGCAUGCGUUUUUCCGGAGCGCAGUGAGCCGGCAGCCGGUGGUGUUUCAGUCCGCCAUGGCGCACUCCAGGCUCUACCGCUCUGCCGGCGACCUGCUCCACAAAAGGAGGAGGAGGCGUGAGGGGGGCGGCGGCAGGGACGGCGCAAGACACUCGUGGGGCAGGAGCAGACACUCGCAAGUUCCCUCCGUGCUGCUUUUCCAACCCAAAUCCUCCGCAGCGUCCUUCAGCGCGUUUCACCUCAGCCCGGAUUUCUACGUCGGCUCGCGGCCUCACCAUCACCACCACCACCAUCAUCAUCACCACCACCACCAUCUCCAGUCGAGCUUUCCGGAGAGUUACAGCAGCGACUCCGAAUCCAGCACCUACUCUGACCGGGUCUGCCCGGACUCGGAUUUUGGCUCCGGUUUCUCCACAAGCAGCAACUCAGGGAGCUCAGAGGAAGAGGAGGAGGAAGAUGACACGCCGUCGGAAAGUUCAGAGGUCAGCUCGGAGGACGACAGCUCCUCUCAGUCCGACUCCAGCUCGGUUUCGAGCCGCGUUUCCGUGCAGAGCAUCCGCUUCAGGCGCGCUCGGGUGGGUUCUCUCGCCAAAAGUCAGAGUUCUGUCAAAGCACCUUUGGUCCUGCAGCCCACCUUUCACUACAACCAGCAGCAGCUGCUGCAGGAGGAGCAACAGUGCAAGACUCAUGCUGAUUCACAAACAAAUACCCUAAAAAGCAGUGAAACCAGACCGGAAACGACACCCCUGCAGACCUGCACUGUUUUGGAGAGCUUUACCGAACCCACAAAGGAAAACCCAAGCGAUCCUGCGGAUGACCUGCUCCUGUUUUCAGCAGAACAGGAGCGGCGUAAGGCCUCCCACCCCUCCCGCAAAGCACCAUGGUGCCUCUCGGGACUGAGCACCCAGUGCGACUCUAAUAAACCCCAGAAAUGUGUCGACAAAAAAGAGGUCAAAUCCAGCUACCUGAAAGCACCAUCUCCCAAUAAAAAAAUUAAGGUCGAGUCGGAUGAAGCCCCCCACUUGGACAGUGGCAGGACAGCUGGGACACCCCCCUUCAACCUCUGCAAUGUGAAAGUUAAAGUGGAGGAAAACUGUGACGAAUAUGAAUACCAGAGCCAGAGCAAAUGUAAAAGAGAUAAGACAGAGGGGGGGACUGGUCAGAGUCCCGCCAUCAAACAAGGGGACUUCUUCAAAAGCGGGAUUAAAGUCACAGAGAAAAGCCCCGAUGUGGCCCCCAGGUCCCCCUGCGGUCCUCAGGAAUGCAGGAGUAAGCAGGAUUCCCCGUGUCUCGAGGAGGGGGAGCCCAAGAACAAAAGCUGCCGGGCUCCGGUGCAGGGGAGCAAGAAGCUCAGGGGUUCAAGGACGCAUUCAAAGCAGAACCCUCUUGGAGCCAGCAGGUCAUCCUCCUCUUCCUCUUCUUCACCUCGUCCCGCGGGCUGUGACGAGGCGUCUGCGGAGGAUUUACCGAGCAGACGCAAACGCAGCACUGUUGCGUCGCCCGCAAAAACCGCUUUCAGCCUGAUGGCAAAUUUCCCAACGCCUCCGUCGCUGGUUGUUGGCAGCGACGGGGAUUUGUGUCCCGCUUACUCCCUGAACUCGCUGAGGGGCCCCGGGCCUCCCCCUCCGUCCCACCCCGUGUGGAGGUGGCGGCCAGGCGGCCAGGUUCUCCCUCCCCCACCGCACGCUCAGAGAACGAGGAAAUACUGAAAGAAAAAGAAAGAAAGAAAGAAAGCCACCCGCGCGUUGCCUUUACACGGAAGUGAGCGCACAGUGCGCGCAAAAAAUGCUGAUUUUCCCAUUUUCUCUACAAAUGAUUGAAUGGAUAUACCCUCUGCUUUGUUUUUGGUGAGGAAAAGCCUCACAACCCUGCUUCUCAACGCCCAAGAAACUGCGAGGAUUCAAAAAUGUUAUUUAAAAAGCAACCUCUCAAUCUUUCAAGCAAUAUUUUUUAUUUGAAGUUGUUUUUUUCUCAAUUGAUUUGUAAUUUUUAAAAAAGCAUUUUUUAAAUCUACAUUUUAAUAGGCUGUUUGACUUAGAAAAACACAAAUAAGCAAAAAAAAAAGUGGGAGAAUCAGGGUUCCCAAUUUGUGCCACGUGAUAGCCUAUAUUUCUAAUUGAUUUUUUUCCUGUGAUUAUUUAUAUAGAAUAUUUUCAUCAAUUAUUAUUGUUUUUGUUGUUCUCUAUGGUGCUCUGAUUUUUCGUCUUUCAGCAAACAUGUUUGGGCAUAAAGACGCUGCUCCAGACGCAACAAAGGCCUUAUGUAUACAGACAAUCAAAACGCAGGAACCCGCGCGCCCCUUCUGGAUCCUCUAACCAUGUUUUGUGCCAUGGAUGCGUUUGGAGCGCGUAAAUGUUCGAUUUCAUUGCAGUAUCUGACAGAACGACUAUAUGGCUCGAGGUGGGAUGUGAUUUGCUGCGAGUGAGGGGAGGGUGAGGGAGGGGGACCAAAACAGCACGCAAAAAAGAAAGUGCGUAAAGAAACACCUCGUAUAACCACUUUGGGUUUUUACAAAAACAAAACCACAAAGCACAGGAGAAAAGCUCGCAUGCAUUGCACUUUGAUACGGUUUUUGUUUCAGCUUUGAUGGGCUUUUAAUGUGAAAUGUAUUUCUGAGAAGAAGUGGAAGCUGUUAAAUGUAGAAGCCAAACAGAUGUCUUUGGAUUGUUGUGUUACUUUUAUUUUGAAAUUCACCCAUUUUUGAGCUGCUGACGCGUCUGUCUCUGCAGCAUCCCACCACACAGUCAGGUUUUCCUGGAAUGUUGCUAUUUGUCCAACGCAUCCUGAAUGUAAAGCGGCCCCUGACCUGCUCCGUGUUGUCUUUAUGUGCAGCUCCAGUGUACAUACCUUUAAAUGAAGGGGUCGGAGCUGCAACAACAUGCAGGCAUUUUCGGCGCCGACGUCAUUGGCAGUGCAGGAGGCGCUCUGCUAAUUGGCAUGCUUUUCUGUCUGCCACAAAGAGAGGCCCCCAGCUUAUGGUGAGCCAGAUCACAACAAACUCAAAGCCCCUGAAUGAUGUCAGCCUCCUCACAAGCACAGAGAAUUGUGGGAUAGAAACAACAACAACAAAAAAAGAAAGAAUUAAAUGUUAAAAAAGUGCAUUUUACUCUCUAUUGUUCAUGUGGUUGCAGCCCUAAAUCACCGUGAGCCUUAUUUUUGAGGCUGGAACUCAAACUUGAACUUUUCUCAGCCUCUUGUGGCACAAGCUCCUAUACAAGCAGGGUAGCAGUAAAACGGAGGGGGUUGCACAGGGUGGAGACAUGGGGGGGAGUUGCUGUGUUGCCAGAGCGAAGCUUUCAACCUUUAAUCCGCAUGUCAAAAGCAAAGGCAGCACUGCAUAUAGGGAAGAAGGGGGGGAACCCAGAGGCGGACGGGCUCCCUGAUGCAGCAGCAGCCCCGUUCUCACCCCACAAAGCCCGGCCCAGGGGCAGAGAGGGCGGCACUGGUCUGCUGGGGAGGCCGUUCCAUCCUUAAGACAAAUAGUUCUCCGACAGCGACACUAUCAAUGCAAACAAUCGCAUGGUGCAGCAGCUAUAAGAGGCUGCAUGCUCCCCUCCACUCCCUCCUCAUUAAUUCCCCUUUUUAAUUCUAUAAAUAAUACUUGAGGUCAGGUUUUUGACAUGAAGUCACUGGUUGUUUAUAUGAAUAUUUAUUUUUGUGAAUUUUACGGCGGUUUCUUUCUUGUAUAUUGAUGUGUGUGGUGGACAUUGGAGAACUGCACUCAAAAAAGGUGAAACUUGAAGGGUGGAUUUUUGUUUUGAAGCACUUUCCCUCUCUUUUCUAAUAAUGGAACACUCAUUAAACGGGACUAAGUGUAAUCAUCUUG